AUGCCGCAACAAAGUGCGACCACCUUCCUUGAGCGCCAGUGGGAGCAGGAGCCGGCGGUUUUCAGGGCAACACCAGAGCGCCGCCAGCUCUUUGAUGGCCUCUUCUCAUUUGCUGAGCUGCAACGCCUCGCACGAAUCUGUGAGCAGGAGGGAAAACCGCUGGAGUUUGGAGUUGAUGUGAAUGCCGCCCGCUACUUGAAUGGAGUUCGGGAGACGCUCAACGGCGAGGUUGCAGAUGCUGCCACCAUUAACAGGUUGUUUGCAGAGGGCUGCACCAUGCAGCGCUUCAGCGAGGAGCUGUGGCGCCUCCUGGCCGCCCUGGAGCGCCAGCUUGGAUGCCUGGCGGGGUGCAAUGCAUACCUGACGCCCAAGGGCACACAAGGCCUGGCCCCACAUUAUGAUGAUGUUGAGAUUUUUGUGGUGCAGACAGAGGGCAGCAAGCGCUGGCGCCUGCACCGUCCGCCUGCCGACAGCGGUGCCUCCACGGCGGCAGGCGGCCUGCUGGCCCGCUGCCACCUGGCCAACCAGGUCAGCGGAGACCUGCAGCCCGCCGACAUUGGCGAGCCAGUGCUGGAGGUGGUGCUUGAGGCUGCUGAUGUUCUUUAUAUCCCCAGGGGCACCAUUCACCAAGCCGAGGCGCAGAUGCACAGCAGCAGCCACUUGACCCUGUCCACGUAUCAGCGCUGGUCUGCCGCGGACCUGGUCCAGUACGCUGUCUCGGUGGCCUUGGCCAACCCGCAGCUGCAGCCGCUGCUGGCGCCGCCGCUCAAGGCGGGUCUGCCGCUGCGCUGGCUCUCCGAUGCGAGCCUAUCUGCUGGCGACGCGAUCGCGAUGGCAGCGGCGGCAGGCGGGUUUGGCCCCGGCUCCAUGCUGCCCGCCGCGCCAGCGGGCAGCGGCCAGGGCAGCGGCGACGGCAAGGCGGCGCUGGCACGACAGCUGGCGGCCGCCUGCCGCAGCAUGGCAGCAUGCCUUGAGGAUGCAGAGCUGGGGCCGCGCCUGAUGCUGACCGCGGGGGACGCAAUGGCCGAGGAUUUCAUGCGCAACAGGCUGCCACCGCACCCGGAACAGCUGCCGCCGCUUGGCCCGGCGCCUACGCUGGCCGACACGGAUGGCGGCGAGGAGGGGUGCGGCAGUGAGUGCGAGGAGGACCACGAUCACCACCACCCCCACCACCAGGGGCAUGGAGCCCACUCCCAAGAAGAGGAAUACGAGCAUGAGCAAGGCGACUGCUGCGUCCCGGCCGCCUGGGUGCGCCUCGUGAGCUGCCUGCACAACGACCGAGGCAGCCACAUGAUGAGCGGCGGCGGGGACGGCGGCAGCGACCAGGAGGGCAGCAGUGGCAGCGAGGAUGAGAGCGGUAGCGAGAUGUCCAGCGAAGACGUGGAGGAACGGCUGCCGGGUGUUAAGAAGGCGAUGGCAGCGGCCACGGCGGUCAGCCGCAAGCGAAAGCCACAGGAAGCUGAUGCCGAGGUGCUGGGCGCCAGCAGCGAUUCGGAGGAUAUUGAGGACAGCAGCGGGGAGGAGGAGGAGGACGAAGAGGAGGAGGAGGGCCAGGAGGAUUUAGUGUUUCCUGCAGAGUUUGCGCCCGCCCUGGUGCAACUGCUGGGCAGCGCAGCGGAUGCAGCGGGCGGCGGCAGGCCAGUGCCUGUGCGCAGCAUUGCACUGCCAGAGCCGGAGCUGCAGCUGCAGGUGGCAGUGGCUCUGUGGGACGCCGGAGUGCUUCGAGCCGUCCCGGCCAAAAGUCAGCAGAAGGCGGGCAAACAGCACAAGGCCCAGCAGGAGCAGAAGGGACGCGGUGGCAAGGCAGAGAAGAAGGCCGCCAAAGCGCCGCCACCUGGUGCCGCUUCAGCGGGGGGUGGCAAGAAAGCCCGCAGGGUGGCUGGCUCCAAUGCCAAAAAGCACAAAGCCUAA
Messenger RNA from Chlorella variabilis, 1911 nucleotides. RefSeq lists its product as hypothetical. NCBI's taxonomy places the organism in Eukaryota, Viridiplantae, Chlorophyta, Trebouxiophyceae, Chlorellales, Chlorellaceae. Gene Ontology annotation, cellular component: nucleolus. Gene Ontology annotation, molecular function: histone H3K36 demethylase activity; histone H3K4 demethylase activity. The transcript is spliced from 9 exons. The record is from RefSeq and is a predicted model, not a curated record. The coding region runs from base 1 to 1911 and encodes 636 amino acids.